CUACUGAGGACCUUCUUUUUCGUCAACAUAGACACAAAGAUAUUUCUGAAAACGAUUAUAAAUUUCGAACAGAUGAAAUCAAAUAUUUCAAAAGUACAAUCAAGCAAUUGAAUUUUAAAGUCAAAAGCUUACAAGAUGAAAUUAAUAAAUUGAAAAAAGAAUAUAAAGAUUUGAGAAAAGAAAAUAAAGAUUUGCAUGAAGAAAUGAAUAAUCUUAGUCAGAAUUUCGGUUUGAUUCAUUUAGAUGAAAAUAAAGAAGUUUUAUUAGGAAGAAAAAAACAAGAGAUGAUAAAUGCAUUACAUGGCAUUCGAAAAAUAUUAGAUUUGUAUAAAAAUAAAUAUAAAUCAG
This is a messenger RNA of Racocetra fulgida, 348 nucleotides long. The record is from the annotation of a GenBank genome assembly. Lineage: Eukaryota; Fungi; Glomeromycota; Glomeromycetes; Diversisporales; Gigasporaceae.